This is a messenger RNA of Acanthoscelides obtectus, 2159 nucleotides long. Lineage: Eukaryota; Metazoa; Arthropoda; Insecta; Coleoptera; Chrysomelidae. The record is from the annotation of a GenBank genome assembly.
UGGCGCUCGUAGCCAACUGUCACUUUUUCGAGUGUUGUGAAGAUUCAGGAUAUGUCAAUCUUUUUUGUUUACAAUUGCGGGGGUACCUGUCAGCUUACCAUUGGCUAAAAACAAGGAAAUUCUCCAAUACCAUCGUCCUAUCAAGGAAUCCCCCGUCUAAAACAACAUAUUUUAUAGAAACAAGAACGCAUCAGUUCACCUCCAGAUUGUACUUUCACCGCGAAGAAGCAAGUAAAAUAAGCGUUCUAGAAACGAUAACAAAACGAAAUAGCGACAUUUUUUUGCUAAUGGAAGACUGAACAAAAGACAAGCCAUAAAAAGAUGUACAAGAUGGGUUUGCUUUCUUCAAUUUUACUCCUAAUAAUCAUACAAAUUUGUGUUGCACCACCUGUGACACAAAAAAAAGAAGAUGAGGCAGACAUUACAGGUCUGGAAGAUUACAUGGAAUACCAUAGGUAUUUGAAAGAGGUGGUAAAUGCCUUGGAAUCGGAUCCAGACUUCAGGAAAAAACUGGAAAAAGCAGAUGAACAUGAAAUUAAAUCUGGUAAGAUAGCAGAGGAACUUGAAUUUGUGUCUCAUCAUGUAAGGACACGUUUAGAUGAAAUAAAACGUGUUGAGAUGGAAAGGUUGAAGCAACUCGUGGAGCAGAAAAAGAAACUUGAAGAUCCUAAUAACUCAGUUGAUGAAGAUCCUCUGCAUAACCACUUGGAUCACUCCAAUCCUCACACAUUUGAAAUUGAAGAUUUGAAGAAACUCAUAGCCAAAACAACAGAAGACUUAGCAGAAGCUGAUAAACUGCGUAAAGAAGAAUUCAAGCACUACGAGUUAGAAAAGGAAUAUAAGAAAAUGGAAAAACUAAAUCACACUAAUGGUGAGGAAAGGGAGAAAUUAGAAAAACAGAUGAAAGAAAUGGAAGAGAAACAUAAGAAACAUGAAAGACUGCAUGAGCCUGGACACAAGGCUCAGCUCGAGGAAGUUUGGGAAUCACAGGACCAAAUGCAGCAAGAUUUUGAUCCAAAGACUUUCUUCCUGCUCCAUGAUAUUGAUGGUAAUGGAUUAUGGGAUCAAGAAGAAGUUAAAGCACUGUUUAUCAAAGAGUUAGAUAAGAUGUAUCAGGAAGGAGCCCCAGAAGAUGACAUGAGGGAAAGGUAUGAAGAGAUGGAGCGAAUGAGAGAAAGUGUCUACAAGGAUAUGGAUAGAAACAGGGAUGGUUUUAUAGAUUUUGAUGAAUUCAUUUAUCAAACAAAAACAAAUGAGUUCAAUCAAGACCAUGGAUGGCAGGCUCUUGAUGAACAGAAACCAUAUACUGAUGAAGAGCUGGCUGAGUAUAUUAAGCAACAUCAAGCUAAUAACAAUUACCCACAACAUCCUGGAUAUCAGCAAGUUCUUCCAUCAGUUGAUGGUUUCCCAGUACUACCUGGUAAUGGAGUACCACAUGGUGCAGCACCUCAUCCUCAAGCUGGAGGAGGAUUCCAGCAAGUACCUCCAGCAGGAUAUCAGCAAGUUCCACAAGGAUAUCACCAACAAGCACCACUGCAGGGCUACCAACAGGUACCACCUCAAGGAUAUCAGCAGGUUCCUCCACAAGGAUAUCAGCAGGUUCCUCCACAAGGGUACCAACAGGUUCCUCAACAGGGAUAUCAUCAGGCUCCUCCUCAAGGAAAUCAGCAGGUACCACCUCAAGGCCAACCACAGAUGCCACCACAAACCCAAAACCAGAUACCACAGCAGCAGCAACAAAAUUCUCAAAUUCACAACGUGAAUCCCAAUGAGAUAAAUGCACAGCAAGCAGUUUAUCCCAAUCAGGCAGCGCAGGCGCAACAACAACAAGCAAAUCAACAGCCGAACUUGAAUCCUCCUCAAGGUCAACACCCAAAUCAGGCUCACCAACAGGUGCCAGUUAAUCCUGCUGUCAACAGGGUUUAAUUCCUAUAUACAUUUAAAGUGAUUUUCAUAUUGUACAUAAUAUGAGAUGAAAUAUCUCAACUUUGAUUUUAAAAUUGUGAUUGUUACUAUAGAAAAAAUUACAUACUUUUGUUAGUUGAUUUUAUAUUUGCAAAUAUAUUGAUUACUUUUUACAAAAUCUUUGACCGUUAUGUUAUUUAGAUAUUACUAAAUGGACUUCUACUGCAUUUAAAUAUAGGUAUAUUUACGUCCAA